This is a messenger RNA of Chara braunii, 1917 nucleotides long. NCBI's taxonomy places the organism in Eukaryota, Viridiplantae, Streptophyta, Charophyceae, Charales, Characeae. The record is from the annotation of a GenBank genome assembly.
CCACGUCAGCAGUGCCACGUCAGCAGUGCCACGUCAGCAGUGCCACGUCAGCAACAGUGCCACGUCAGCAGUGCCAUGUCAGCAGUGCCAUGUCAGCAGUGCCACGUCAGCAACAGUGCCACAUCAGCAGUGCCACGUCAGCAGUGCCAUGUCAGCAGUGCCACGUCAGCAGUGCAAUGUCAGCCACAGUGUCACGUAAGCAGUGCCACGUCAGCAGUACCACGACAACAGUGCCACGUCACAGUGUCACGUCAGCAGUGCCCCGCCAACAUGACGGGCGCAGCUCUGGGCAUGCCAGGCCAACUGGCCAACGAGUCUCUUGCCGACUACAAACAGCGGUUCCAGACUCAGCUCGCACUAAUCGAGGCUGAGGGACAGCGCCAAAUGGCAGCCGAGGUUGCCCGCCUACAGGCUGAAGCAGCAGCAACAGCUGAGAAGCAGCGGCUACAGGCCGAAGCAGACGCAGAUACCCAGGCACGCGGCAAGGAAGCCCAGGUUCUGCUGCAGCGGCAUGAAGCCGCCAGCAUCGAAAGACUCGAGUUCUGGCAUUUUCAACUGUCCAACGGCGACGACGCGACACCGGAGGAGCAGCACAAGGAGUUCCUCUCUAAACUCAUGACACGGUUGUUAUACGCUUGCAACUACCAACAGUCCGAGUUAGAGAGACAGAACCAGGAACUGCAGCAACAGUACCAGGAUCUGAAGAAACAGCACCACGAGUUGGCGAACCUCCGUCGGACAGUGCACAGCCACGAGGAUGCUACACGGGCACUCAAUUCCUGUGUACUGGACCUGGAGCAAGCUGCACCAGGACCAGACGCUGGCGAGUCCAGCAGUGCACCCUCUACCCGCCAACUGGAGGAACGCGUCGACCACGUCGUCGCAAUGCUCGGCGACAUCAGCACCUUCGAGGCGCCAACCACCACCAGCAAACAGCUGGAUACAUUGAAGACCGAGGUUCAGCAACUGCAGUUGCCUAACAAGGAUGGCAACAGCACAACGCAUUAUAAGAUGCCGACAUUUCAAAUCGAGAAGUUUGAUGACUACACGCAUCAAGACCCGGUCAUCUGGUGGGAAGGCUUUACGACGCAGCUGCGGAUUCUGUUCAUCUGGUUAACCCACCUGGCAGCCACCCAUGGCGUCGACGUUGCGGAUCUGAAAGACAAGAUCACAUGGGAAGAGUUAACACGGUUGUGGAAGAAGCGGUUCAUCGUGGACGACGCACCUGCACUCGCCAUCAACCGUCUCUUCAACAUGACACAAGGCAACACAGCAACACGUGACUGGCUCACGGAAUGGCAGCAGAUCGCGGCAACACCCGAUCUGGACUUACCAUUUCCGCAUCUGCGCCGCGAGUUCUAUAACAGGUCAUGUGCUGCAUUGAGCCUCACACUUGGUGAUCGCGAGCAAUACGUGACCUUUGCCGAAAUCAUUGACAAGGCAAGAGAGAUCAUCAAGACCAACAGGGCGGUUGCACACGAGAAGUCAACGUGGCAGCCAACCUAUGUGGAGAAGGUGAGAACUGGUCCGCGACCGCAGCAGUUCGCUGCAGUCCAAACGGACAACAUUGUGGAAGACCCAGCAGCCACCCAAGCGUCACGUGAGGAACAUCAGGUGGCUGUUGUCCAGCCGCGAAGCAACAACAAGUCCCGAGUAAAUGGAAAGGUGAAAUCAACAUCGCAGGCCGGAAACGGACAGCCAGCACCAUGGGUCAAGUUCAACUUGACCGAGGCCGAGUACAAGUACCGCGGCCGUUACGGCUGCUAUUACUGGUGCAACAACACCAAGCACAAGACCUCCUUUUGCCAGGAUCAGGCCAAGGAGGAUGUGCGGCCUCCUCUUAGCUCGGGAAACUGAGUUCCGUGGGAGCCUGCAGCAACAUCUGUUUGUAUUUGACAACAAACUCUAUGCUGCCAG